AUGUUCAAUAUUCUCAUUAGUUUUUCUCUAUUAACAUAUAUUGCUAUCGGAAAAUACACAAGUUUAGACGAAUGUCCAUUGCCUAAACAGUUGAAAACAAAUUAUGAUUUUGAUUAUACACAGCAACGAGGUGAAGAACAAAAUUCAGAGAGUGGAACAUAUUUUUUUCGUUUGGCUCUCUCCUGGUCACCAUCAUUCUGUGAAGGUAUAUUAAAUGAACAACGUCGAAAAGAUUUAUUUCAAUGUCAACAUAAUUUUGGUUUGAUUGUACACGGUUUAUGGCCUCAGGCACGAAAUGCCGGUAAUAAAGUGAGUCGUCAUCCCCGAAAUUGCCGAAAUGACCCACAAAUUGAUCCGAAAACAAUACAAGAAUACUUUUGUAUGAUGCCAUCGGAAACAUUGAUGCAAGCCGAAUAUGAGAAACACGGUAGUUGCUAUUGGUCAUCGGCAGAACACUAUUUUCAUCGAGCAAAAACAUUGUUUCAAAACUUGCGACAGCCAGAAAAUAUGGAACAAUUAGCGAAUCCUGCAGGUGCGACUAAGGCUAUAAUUAAACAAGCGUUUAUGAGUAUCAAUCCGGGCUUAAAACAACAAGACAUCGUUGUUCAAGUGGUGAGAAAAACGAAAAAACUCAAAGAAAUAGUUGUGUGCUACGAUCUUGAAUAUAACUAUACUAAUUGCAAUCAAUAA
Molecule: messenger RNA, 690 nt
Organism: Didymodactylos carnosus
Lineage: Eukaryota; Metazoa; Rotifera; Eurotatoria; Philodinida; Philodinidae
Source: the annotation of a GenBank genome assembly